Messenger RNA from Impatiens glandulifera, 809 nucleotides. Its product is annotated as double-stranded RNA-binding protein 1-like. The record is from RefSeq and is a predicted model, not a curated record. NCBI's taxonomy places the organism in Eukaryota, Viridiplantae, Streptophyta, Magnoliopsida, Ericales, Balsaminaceae. The coding region runs from base 34 to 786 and encodes 250 amino acids. The transcript is spliced from 5 exons.
UUCGCUGGUUCUAUAAGAAGAAGAAGAUCCAAAAUGCACAAAUCUAAGCUUCAUCAAUUCUGUCAACAGAAACUAUGGAAACUUCCAGAGUAUUCGAAUUCAAAGGAUGGUCCAGAUCACAACUCGUGUUUCACCACCACUAUCACCGUUAACGGCGUUAGCUUUCAAUCUUCCAAUCCUUGCCGAACUAUUAAAGCAGCUCAGGAUAGCGCUGCUGAGGUUGCUUUGAAUCAUUUAUCUGGUUCCGGUUCUAACUCUGAAGCGAAUGAUAAUUCUUUGUCUUCUGGAGUAAAAUACAACAAAAAGUCUCUAGUUCUCCCUGCUUCACAAAAUGGAUUGGAAGCUGAAUUGACUAUACAAGAACACACAGGAAAUGUGACUCAAAGUCUUCUUAUCCCUUCAGGAGUAAAACGCAACAAGAAGUCUCAAGAUGGACACCAUUGGUACAAACAUCGACUACAAAUAUAUGCUCAAAAGAAAAAUAUAGAUUUGCCUGGAUAUUCAUUUGAGCGUCAAGGUCCUCAACAUGCUAGUCGUUUCAAGUGUAAGGUUACUGUUGGUGGACAGUGUUACGAGAGUACAAAUUUUUUCGUCACUCUAAAAGAAGCUCAAAAUGAUGCAGCAAAGAUUGCUUUCGACCAAAUUUCAUUAAAUGAAGAUCAGAAGGAUGAUUUUGUUCUUCAUAAAAAUGCCUUGCAAGAAUUGGCUCACAAAAGAGGCUUCUUGAGUCCAAGUUAUACGACUACAAGUUAUAACAUAUUGCUUCAAUGUAUAUACAUCAUAUAAUAAACAAACAAACUAAUCAAUAC